AAAGGAGUGUCAUUAGACUCUGAACUGCUUGGAGCCAUGAGGGCGACACUGUUGGCUGUGGUUUACAUCCCAUUCAUCGUGGCUCUGGAACGAAUCCCCUUGAUUCGAUUCAAAUCUAUCAAGAAACAGCUGAAGGAAAAGGGAGAAUUAGAGGAAUUUUGGAGGAAUCACCACCCUGAUGUUUUUGCCCGGAGGUAUCUGCAUUGUUUCCCUGCAGAUAUUGCUUUAUCAGUAGGAACUACUUCAGAAAGGCUGUAUGAUUACAUGAAUGCGCAGUACUACGGGGUUGUGAGCGUCGGGACACCGCCCCAGAGGUUCACCGUCGUGUUUGACACCGGCUCCUCCAACUUCUGGGUCCCUUCCGCUUAUUGCAUCAGCGAGGCCUGCAGGGUGCACCAGAAAUUUAAGUCCUUCAAGUCAGAUUCAUAUGAGCACGGAGGGGAAGCCUUCUCCCUGCAGUAUGGCUCAGGACAGCUUCUGGGCAUUGCUGGCAAAGACACACUGCAGAUAAGUAACAUCUCCAUCAAGGGACAGGACUUUGGUGAGUCGGUGUUUGAGCCAGGAACAACUUUUGUCCUUGCCCACUUCGAUGGUGUACUGGGCUUAGGCUACCCCUCCUUAGCAGUGGGCAAUGCUCUGCCUGUGUUUGACAGCAUCAUGAACCAACGCCUGGUAGAGGAGCCAAUCUUCUCUUUCUAUCUGAAAAGAGGAGAUGACACUGAGAAUGGCGGUGAGUUGAUUCUAGGGGGAAUAGACCAUUCUCGCUACAAAGGUUCAAUCCACUGGGUCCCAGUCACUGAGAAAAGCUACUGGCAAAUACACAUGAACAAUAUAAAGAUCCAGGGCCGGGUGGCAUUUUGCUCCCAUGGCUGCGAAGCCAUCGUUGACUCAGGCACUUCUCUUAUCACCGGCCCCUCUUCACAAAUCAGGCGAUUGCAGGAAUAUAUUGGGGCAAGUCCAUCAAAUAUUGGAGAGUUUCUCGUAGACUGCAGAAGACUGUCGAGCUUGCCUCACAUAAGCUUCACGAUCGGACACCGCGAAUACAAGCUGACAGCAGAGCAGUACAUCAUAAAGGAGUCUAUUGAUGACCAAACCUUCUGCAUGAGUGGCUUUCAGUCUCUCGACAUCCCCACUCGCACCGGCUCGCUCUGGAUUUUAGGAGAUGUCUUCAUGUCUGCAUUUUACUGUAUUUUUGACCGUGGGAAUGACAGAGUGGGAUUUGCAAAAGCUGUUCACAGGAAGGAUUACUACUGAGCUGUAAUAGCAUUUAUUCUAUCUUAGCUCAGGUUAAUGUAAUGAUCUUCAACAAUGUGAAGAAGAGCUUUUGCUGAAACUUUGGACCUAAAUGGGCAUUGUGUUGUCCCCAUCCAAGUUUUAAGGAAUUUGCAGUGAUCCUCGUCCCAGAUGAUAUAGUUUAUUAUAGUUGAUUAAAUAUCUAUAUGUUUACAACGGAGAAACCGUUUUUCCUGAG
Poecile atricapillus (Black-capped chickadee) is the source of this 1471-nucleotide messenger RNA. RefSeq names its product cathepsin E-A-like. Gene Ontology annotation, biological process: proteolysis. The record is from RefSeq and is a predicted model, not a curated record. NCBI's taxonomy places the organism in Eukaryota, Metazoa, Chordata, Aves, Passeriformes, Paridae. The coding region runs from base 37 to 1254 and encodes 405 amino acids. Gene Ontology annotation, molecular function: aspartic-type endopeptidase activity. The transcript is spliced from 9 exons.